CAUGAAAAAAAUAUUUUCUUUCAUUUCAGAGACCUAUUGAAGGAGCAGAAACAAAGUGAUCCACGUACGUUGAAGGCAAUUGUGCAUGCGCAGUACAAUUCUCCAAUGGAUUUAUACUCAACAGAAAAUGUGGCCGACACGUUGGCUCGUCACGCUGAAGCUAUAACGGACAGUCACUCUGGGCCAGAGCACAAGAAAAGCUACCCAAGCCAAGUGUCACCCCCCGUAAUUCAGAGAUCCGCCGUCCUUAAGGCUUUGCAGGAGGACGAAAUAAAAGGAAGAUACUAUACGGAUGGUCCACCCACUCCGCCAAUGCAUAAAAAACAACCACCAAGUCCUCCUCCUAAGCCUAAACCACCACUUCGUGAUCAGGUGCUACACUCCGCCACAGGAGCACACAUUUCUACACCUCUUCACCAUAACGUCGUAUAUUCGGCCUACAUGCCCGAGGGGAGUUCUAGCCAAUUCACUCAACAGGACAACAAAACAGCACCUUACCAGCAACGACAGCAAUUUUACAAACCAACUCAGCCUUAUACUCCUUCCACGCAUAAUGAUACUGUUUUUCCAGGAAAGAAAGCAGACGACUAUUAUCAACAACGAGCUGCCCAGCCAGUUCGAGUUCCACUAUCCUACCAACAAAAAUAUACCACUCCUCGUGCCUUUCAACCAACGUAUCAACAACCAGCAACAGCAGGUGAUCAGCCAUCAUAUAAGCACACAACAAGUGCCACAGUAAAGUUUCAACAACCUUCCACUCCUGCUCAAAUUACUCAUGUUAGUCAACCAAGCUACCAACAACCGACUUCUCCCAAACUUACUGCUCCUGUUGCUCAACCAACGUAUCAACAGCCAGCAAGAGCAAGUGAUCAACCAUCAUAUCAACACAAAACUACUACAAGUAUCAAUCUAAAAUUUCAACAGCCUUCCACUCCUCCUCCUCAAAUUACUCGUGUUAAUCAACCAACCCAUGGGCAACCGACUUCUCCCAAAGUUACCACUCCUGUUGCUCAACCAAAGUAUCAACAAAAAACACUUGGAAUUGCUCAACACAGUUACCAAAGACAAACUCCGAUUGCAACAUCCACUCAAACGAAAGAAACAUCUAAAAUGGCUUCUCCUUUAUCAGAAAUUGAACGUAAUCAACGACACUUUCAAGGAAAGAUUCCACAAACCCCACCACCUGCACCGACUUCUCAACAAAUUCGACAGGAAAUCAAACUGACACCCAGUCCAACUUUGUUGUCUCACAAAUCUAAGACUUCAGAAGGAAUUUGGCCUCCAAAGAACUCCACUGCCCGAGAACUUCCAAGAACAGGAUUUCUUCCUGGCUGGGUUCAAGAAAGUAGCGAAGGAAAGAAAUUGACCUGGCCACCUCUGAAAUCUGGAGAGUCGGGUGAUGAAAUUGGAGGUCGUAUCAUCCCGGUUUCUCCUCCGCGUGGAGGUGCUGUCCCUAACUCUUGGCAUACUCAACCUUUGACCCCCCCUUGUCGCACCCCUCCAUUUACUGGGGGACCUCCCGCAAUGGGCCGUCGUAAAAAUGAUAUAAUAUGGCCACCUCCUCAGCCACAAGAGAUAACUACUAAGACAUCCUCAAAUAGGCCUUUGAAGAAAGAUCAAUGUUUUGAGGAUUAUAUAUUUCAUCACGCUAGCGUCACCAUCCCUCCGACCUAUCGACCACCCCCUGGCACUCAUCACAUACAACCUACCAACGCGUAGGAUAGAGUGACAUGGCUAUUAUAUGCUUGACAUUUGUUAUAGUGUUAUUGGAAUGACCGAAAAUCAACACUGUAUUAGAGCUAUUGCAAUAUUGUUUCUUUAUUAUAUAUAUUCUAUUAAAUGUUACUUGCUAUAUAUGUUACUAUUUAUAUAAAAUUAUAUAAUAUUCAUGUAAAGAAAGUUUAUUAUUAACAUAUGGAACAACUAGUCGCACGUUCUGAAGGGAACUUUCAAAUGUUUUAGCUUAUUGCUUUUUUUUUAAGAUUGGCGCGCUUCUAACAAAUGCUUGGUUAAAUAUACAAUAGUAAAAGAAUUAGAUUUUAUGGUUAUUUUUUAGGCAAUUUUAACCAUACUUUUAGCUGUUGAUAUUUCAAUUUAAACAUAAAUAAGAUUCAAGUUUCAUCACCGAGUAAAUUUUAUCUGUUGAAUAUUAUUGCAAUAAAGUUUAUAAUAUUGAA
Molecule: messenger RNA, 2177 nt
Organism: Limulus polyphemus (Atlantic horseshoe crab)
Lineage: Eukaryota; Metazoa; Arthropoda; Merostomata; Xiphosura; Limulidae
Product: pollen-specific leucine-rich repeat extensin-like protein 2
Exons: 7
Coding region: 106-1719 (537 amino acids)
Source: RefSeq, a predicted model, not a curated record